Molecule: messenger RNA, 504 nt
Organism: Parathielavia appendiculata
Lineage: Eukaryota; Fungi; Ascomycota; Sordariomycetes; Sordariales; Chaetomiaceae
Exons: 2
Coding region: 1-504 (167 amino acids)
Biological process (GO): protein peptidyl-prolyl isomerization; protein folding
Cellular component (GO): catalytic step 2 spliceosome
Molecular function (GO): peptidyl-prolyl cis-trans isomerase activity
Source: RefSeq, a predicted model, not a curated record
AUGUCGGUAACACUGCACACCACACACGGGGACCUCAAGAUCGAAGUGUUCUGUGAGAGCGUCCCCAAAACCGCUGAGAACUUCCUCGCCCUGUGCGCAUCAUCCUACUACGACGGCUCCCCCUUCCACCGCAUAAUCCCCUCCUUCAUGGUACAGACCGGGGCGCCCGCCCACCCCAACCCCCCCGACAACCCCAAGGGCGGACGCUCCAUCUACGGCCCGACGUUCGAGGACGAGAUCCGGCCGGGGUUGAAGCACCACGAGCGGGGGAUGGUGAGCAUGGCCAACAAGGGGCCCAACACCAACGGCAGCCAGUUCUUCAUCACGUUCUCGGCCGCACCGCACCUAGACGGGCUGAACACCGUGUUUGGGAAGCUGCUCGGGGACGAGAGCCUCGCGACGCUGGCCAAGAUCGAGGCGGUCGAGGUGGACAAGAAAAACCGGCCCAAGGAGGAGGUGUGCAUUGAGAGGGUUACCAUACAUGCGAAUCCGUUGGCCAAGUGA